GAUCGGCCGUCUCCCCGCCAAGUCGCCCUCCUUUUUCCCAACCCGGCGCCAGCCUCCUUCGUUCAUAAAUUCCUCACUGCAUCCUUGAUUCUCCGUCGCCGUUUCGGCACCAGCAGACCUUAUCCACCUCUGUCCCUCGCCUCCACAUCUUCACUGCCCAAGAUGGCACCCAUUGCGGUCAAAGUCCGCUUCCAAUCCUCCCUGCGCCGAUUCAACAUCAGUCCAGAUGCUCAUCUUUUGUCCUUUGCGGAUCUUGAGUCCGAGAUUCGCACGCUACACUGGAUCAGUGUGCCUAUCAUCGUUACUUAUCAAGACGAAGAUGGUGACGAAAUCUCCUUCGACACCGAUUCCGAGCUGCGGGAUCUACUUGCUCAACUUAAGCGAACCGGCUCGUCCACCCUGCGUCUGAAUAUUGCUGUUAAUGAGAGUGUCGUCAGCGCCGCACCCUCUCUGCUUUCCCCUGUGCCCUCCAAUGUGCAGUCCCCCACUCCUUCCUCGCUGCUGGACCGCCCAGGCGAAACGGCCUUUCCCAUCGAAGUUCCUCGUGCCAGCAUUGCUGGGUCUGAGCCAGACCCUCUUGCUCAGUCCCUGUCGCAGAACCCAGAGAAGCAGCACUCCAAUGGCCGCAGUGAGUCGACCCCUCACGAUUUCAUGUCCAUGGCCGCGAGCUCAAUGCAUGACGACUGGCAGGAAGUCGGGGGCUCCGAGCUCGACGACAAGAUCCUGGGGAGUUUCAUUUACUCCCCCAGGGUUGCGCCCCUCGAUGUCGUUGGCGAGCCAUCACAGAUUCCAAGUAACCCAUUCACCUCCGGCCCGCCCUUGACCGAGUCGGUGCUCUCGGAACCUCCCAUCGCAUCCGAGGCGAAGCCAAGCGCAAGUUCAUUCAAUCCCUUUGACAGUCAUGUCCAAGUGAACAUACCGGCAACCAUACGCCGCUAUCCAGCUGUCUUCUCUGAUGACGAGUACUCAAGUGUCUCGUCCGCAGCCUCUCCGCGCAUAGGUACUAUCCGCUAUCCGACUCUGCCCCUGGCCGGCUCCACUGGCCACGACGCAGACGACUCAGCCUCAGACAGCUUUUCACAAGCCAUCGAAACUACGCCCCCUGCCGGUCCUUCCGAGCCUGCAGUGGCCUUCACACCCCUUGCCUACGGCAAGCCUCCGAGCUCGGCUCCAUCCAAGUCACGCAUGACCGCGAGUGAAAUAGCGCAGGUCAAAGCCGCCGAGCAAGUCGAUGUUCUGAUGCAGGACAUCAACGACCUCGAAUCCGAAGCUCCAGGGGAUGCCUCCGUCAGCGAACAAGCCCUUGGCUCCAACACUGCGGCCGCGCCACCUCUCCCCAGCUCCGUGCCAGCCAUUCCGAAGAGACCUUCCAUUACCGAUCUCGGGGCAAACUUCAAGAUUCUCACCGAGAAUCUAAACGCAAUUUGCAGCCAGCAUCCAGAGCUGUCGGCACAGGCAAAUGUGCUGAUAGAGCAGACUCGAUUCGUGGUUCAUUCCAACCUUUUUAAUCUCUCUGACCAGAUCGUCGGCGUGAUCAACAAGCAAGUCAGCGAGACUCGAGCUGAGAUUCUCCAGCGAGUCGGAUCUUUCGAUAGCCAGUCCCAGAUUGCGUCUCAAGCGCACGCUAUGGCAGAGACAGCCAGGCUUGCUUCGGAGCAGGCACGGAUCCAAGCUCUGGAGAUGGCCCAGCGGGCCAGCGAGUCGGCCCUCCAUGCCCACCAAGCCAUCUCCGAGGCCCUCAACCAGGCCCGUAAGGUUUACCAAGACGCCCAGGUGGCCUUGCGCGAGCAGCGCAUCAAGCAGAAAGAGGAGGAGGCCCAGCGUGCCCAGAGCGAUGCGGGCAGCGUGCCGAUUCAUAUCAUCCCUGGAUUGGUGGACACUCCCUCCGGAAGCGCCUCUGACGCACGGGUGACGCCGGGUAUGGCAUGUAACCCACAUCUUUACUCGGCCGAUCCCACCGCUCAGCUUUCGCUCAAGCAGCAGCAACAACAACAGCCGCAACCACAGCAGCAGCCACAUACUCAAGUGCCCACAGCGGGCAGGCCUCAUAACGAUUCUGGCGCCGGUGCUUCCCACGAGCCCUCAUGCCCUGCACCGCCCCACCGACGACCAGUUCGACAGAGCUCACUCCUAUCCGAACCCAUCGUUGCGCCUCGAUUCCAAUAUCCGGGCCCAUCUACCGACAGCUUGACAACAAGCAACUCCUCGAUCUUGCAGCCUGCCCGGACCGACGUCUUCGAUGAAACUACGCCGACACUGUGGUCCAACUCGCCCUUCCACACCCCCACGCCACCACAUCCGCUGUCGACCGACGAUACCAACAAGCGCGUUAAUGCGCUUGUGGAUAUGGGCUUUACCGAUCGCGAGCUCAACCACGACCUGGUCGUACAGUAUGGAGGCGACUUGGGCAAGUGCGUCGAGCUAUUGACCGAGAUGAUGUCCUGAGCAAUGGGGUCGUGUGUGUGAUGGUUGGGGCUUCCGUCGUUCCAAAGUCGCUGUCGCUUUGGAAUAGCCCCGCCUUUGACGUUGUCUCCAACUCAUGCUUAGGCCCUGUCUUUUCCGGCAACCUGUUUUGUGCGUCCGUCCUGCUGCUCGAUCAUACCUCAUCUUAUUCUUUAUUCCCUGUAGUGUAGUAGUCUCCUCACCCCCCCCUUCUGUUGUCGGGAAUUGUCCCUUGUUUGUAUUUGCGAUCUCGGCUCGCUUGACGAAAGUAUAUGAUGCCAGCCGUUGUAUCGCUGUUCCGAUGAUAUGGCGCGGUGCUCUCGUCAUUCGAGCCCUCGCCUAUCUGAA
This is a messenger RNA of Polychytrium aggregatum, 2790 nucleotides long. RefSeq lists its product as uncharacterized. NCBI's taxonomy places the organism in Eukaryota, Fungi, Chytridiomycota, Chytridiomycetes, Polychytriales. The transcript is spliced from 5 exons. The coding region runs from base 163 to 2445 and encodes 760 amino acids. The record is from RefSeq and is a predicted model, not a curated record. Gene Ontology annotation, molecular function: protein binding.